UUCAUCCAUUUUCGCCUACAAAUAUUUUGAAAUCUGGAUACUAUGACUUUAGUCGCAUUUGAAAUCUUUGUCGGAACGUAUUUAUUUUAAGUAAAUUGUUUAUCAGAACAAAUCAGAACCAUGUGUGAUUCAUCUUGUCAUUUAUAUUGUUUGCAUGACACAUGCUUCUGCCAUUCAACUCUACAUUCUUGUUGCAGUCAUUACAAAUACUACAGAUGUUAUUGUCGCUCAUACCAUCGUUCGUGCUGCUGCUAUUUGUGGAGGAGAAAAUGUUAUCUUCUUUAAAAUUAUCGCAAAGUUUAAUUUUUUGAGAGACCCAUGUUAAUAGAACUAAUUUUAAGGCGUAAAUUGUAUUUAUAAUAGCAUCGUUGUAUUCCUGUAAAGUAAAUAAGUAUAUGAAUAUACAAGUGUUCAUAAUUUACUAAAUUAGAUUAAUUAAUAAAUGAU
Molecule: messenger RNA, 447 nt
Organism: Anastrepha ludens (Mexican fruit fly)
Lineage: Eukaryota; Metazoa; Arthropoda; Insecta; Diptera; Tephritidae
Exons: 2
Coding region: 121-285 (54 amino acids)
Source: RefSeq, a predicted model, not a curated record